This is a messenger RNA of Aspergillus heteromorphus CBS 117.55, 905 nucleotides long. RefSeq lists its product as uncharacterized. Bases 315 to 812 code for a protein of 165 amino acids. The transcript has a single exon. NCBI's taxonomy places the organism in Eukaryota, Fungi, Ascomycota, Eurotiomycetes, Eurotiales, Aspergillaceae. The record is from RefSeq and is a predicted model, not a curated record.
CUCCUACUUCCUCUUCCUCCUACUCAUGAGGCCAUUACCAUCACCAAUCGGGACUUCCAUCCCCCCAGUUACAGAUACGUAAAAUGAAUCCCUUUCCUGCUUGUCUCGUGGCAUCCGUGGGAUCCGUGGGAUUCGUGGCCUAAUGCCCUCAAUUUCGGGGAGCAAGAGGGCAUCCAUCCACUUCUGCUAGCCGGCUGCCACCAGAGCUUUCUCCGCAGUCCUCCUUCCUGCCAUGCGAACCAAAGUGGAUGCUACUACUAUCUACUCCGUACUAGCCUAGCCUGUAGAUACUAAGCAGGCUAGAUACUGCUGACAUGGAUGAUAAGAGAUACACCGUCAGCACUCCGCCCCGUCAGUAUCCCAAUCCCAUUCCUAAUCAUGGAAUGGGCAGAAAAGCCCCCCCUCCCUUCUUGACAAAAGUCGGGCUCAUCACUGGGAAGGGGGAAGGGGAAAGGGGGCGCGGGUUCUCAUGUGACGUGCCGUGGUUCAUUGCAAGCCCCGGUGAAGAAAAAACCAACGACGGAACUGGCCAGCUGCAGACCCGUCCGCCGGGGGUUCGAAAUGCAGGCAGUAUGGCUGGCUGGCUGAAAAGGGGGGGGAUACUUAAGUACAGGCGAGACGAUCGCAGCCAAUCCGGGGGUCACCCGAAGGUGAAACGUGAGAGUCCAAAGCUCGAAAAUGGAGAGAUAGACCAUCUAUCUAUCUGGAUCAUUCUGCAAGGCCAAGUGCACGAUGAGCGGUCGCAAAUGGAGGUCCCCCCCCACCGGCGCGAUUUAGGGCUUCCACUAAUGGAGAUUGGACUCAGACGCUAGUGAUUAGAGUAACGUUGCUCCGGGACUCCGGAGAUAGUGACUUAUCUAGUAGAUAGUAUAGAUACAGAUAGUCUACCGUGAUAAUCAAUAUGA